Odobenus rosmarus divergens (Pacific walrus) is the source of this 2031-nucleotide messenger RNA. RefSeq names its product TNF receptor-associated factor 3 interacting protein 1 (gene IFT54). Gene Ontology annotation, cellular component: intraciliary transport particle B; axoneme; centrosome. The record is from RefSeq and is a predicted model, not a curated record. The transcript is spliced from 17 exons. NCBI's taxonomy places the organism in Eukaryota, Metazoa, Chordata, Mammalia, Carnivora, Odobenidae. The coding region runs from base 1 to 2031 and encodes 676 amino acids. Gene Ontology annotation, biological process: intraciliary transport; cilium assembly; regulation of microtubule cytoskeleton organization. Gene Ontology annotation, molecular function: microtubule binding.
AUGAACGCCGCGGUGGUGAAGCGGACGCAGGAGGCCCUGGGGAAGGUGAUCCGGAGGCCUCCGCUGACGGAGAAGCUGCUGAGCAAGCCCCCGUUCCGCUACCUGCACGACAUCAUCACGGAGGUGAUUAGGAUGACCGGUUUCAUGAAGGGUCUCUACACAGACGCUGAGCUGAAGUCCGAUAAUGUUAAGGAUAAAGAUGCAAAAAUUAGCUUCCUUCAGAAGGCCAUAGACGUGGUGGUGAUGGUUUCAGGAGAGCCACUGUCCGCAAAACCAGCGCGGAUCGUGGCAGGGCACGAGCCUGAAAGAACAAACGAGCUGCUCCAGAGAAUUGGAAAAUGCUGUCUCAGCAAGCUCUCCAGCGACGAGGCGGUGAAGAGAGUGUUAGCUGGAGAGAAGGGGGACCCGAAGGGAAGGACCUCACUGACGUCAAAAGCUCGGGAAUUGGACAAUAAGAAUGCACGAGAAGAAGAGCCCAGAGUUCAUAAAGAUAAAGAGGAUAAAAGGAACUCUGAAAUAAACGAGAGAAGUACAAGCAGAGAUCAAAAACAGAAAGAAGUGAGGGAAGAAAGCAAAGCGAAGGAGAAGACGAAGAACGACCGUGACAGACAUAAAGACCCUGAGCGGGACAAGCACCGGGAGGGGGAGAGAGAGCGAGCCAGAAACCGGGCCAAGCAGGGCAGAGACCGAGGCGACAGGGACCUGGACCGCGCGGGAGAGAAGAGGAACGAGGGCGGAAAGGAGGAAGAGCGGGGGAAAGGGCGGGACAAGGCCCAGGACAGGGACAGGCGGCGGGUGGAGGACGGGGAGCGCUCCAGAGACCCCGGCAGCGAGAAGAGCAGGGGGCACGACAGACCCGACAGAAAGUCCUCAAGCUCAGGGGAGGUGUCUAAAAAGCUGCCAGAUGGAUCUUUGAAAGAUUCCAAAGCUGAAACAGAGACUGAGAUUUCCACUAGAGCAUCCAGGUCAGUGACAACAAAAGCAUCAAAACGGCGAUCCAAAAAUUCAAUGGAAGGAAGAAAGGAAGAUACUAUUUCAGCUAAAAUGUUAGAUCCCAUAGUGUCUGGAUUAAAUCAUGAAGCAGAUCAGGAAACUGCAACUUCAGAAAUCGGAACAAAAGAAGCUAAUACUAACUCAGCUAGUGUUUCAGAUGAGAAUUCCGCUAGUCUGUGGCGUGAGAACGUUGAGCCAGAACCAGCAGUGAAGCAGAAAGGCGGCUCCCCUAGUGAUGCAGAAGGAGAAGUGGGACCUUCUGGCCCAGAGAAGCCCGAGGUGUCUGAGAGUUCUGAGCUGCCGAGUGAGCUUCCAGCCAACAUCAGAAGAAUACCUCGGCCUGGGAGUGCGAGACCAGCACCUCCCCGGGUGAAGCACCAAGACAGUGUGGAGGCCCUGACACCAGACCGGACAGGGAGUGGUAAACUCGUUGCCAGCGUGAUUGUAGAUGCCCGGAACUCUGACAAUGAGGAAGAUGGUCAGUUUGUGGUGGAGGCUGCCCCCCAGCUUCCUGAGAUGUCAGAACUGGAAAUGGUCCCCGUAGUAGACGUGGAGGCCGAGGAGAAACACGGAGGACUUGUGAAAAAAAUUCUGGAGACCAAGAAAGAUUAUGAGAAGUUGCAGCAGGCACCCAGACCUGGAGAGAAGGAGAAAUCGCUUGUCUUUGAGUCAGCGUGGAAGAAGGAGAAGGACAUAGUUUCCAAGGAGAUCGAGAAGUUACGUGUGUCCAUCCAGACCCUGUGCAAGAGCGCGCUCCCCCUGGGGAAGAUCAUGGACUACAUCCAGGAGGACGUGGACGCCAUGCAGAACGAGCUGCAGCUGUGGCACAGCGAGAACAAGCAGCACGCUGAGGCCCUGCAGAAGGAGCAGAGCAUCACGGACUGUGCGGUGGAGCCCCUGAAGGCCGAGCUGGCUGAGCUGGAGCAGCUGAUCAAGGACCAGCAGGACAGGAUCUGUGCCGUCAAGGCCAACAUCCUGAAGAACGAGGAGAAGAUUCAGAAAAUGGUGUACAGUAUCAGCCUGAGUUCGAGAAGGUGA